Hordeum vulgare subsp. vulgare (domesticated barley) is the source of this 1005-nucleotide messenger RNA. RefSeq lists its product as uncharacterized. The record is from RefSeq and is a predicted model, not a curated record. NCBI's taxonomy places the organism in Eukaryota, Viridiplantae, Streptophyta, Magnoliopsida, Poales, Poaceae. The transcript has a single exon. Bases 104 to 742 code for a protein of 212 amino acids.
AUCUCCUUGCUCCAGAGUCCAGACAAUAGAGGCAGUGCACCUGAACAACUAUCUAGCUAGCUAUAGCUAUAUCGGCAAGUCGGCAAAUUAAGCUCGUCCAUUAAUGGGGCUCAAGCUCACGCUCCCGCCGGCAGCACUGCUCUCCCAGGCGGCCAAGCUGGGCUCCCUCCUCGUCCUCCUCCUCCUCGCGCUGCUGCUGCCCGUCUUCCUCAGGGUCGCCUACGGCUACCUCCUCUUCAACGGCAUCGUCCUCGCGCUCGGCAUCCAGGCCUUCGUCGGCGGCGGCGACGGCACCGCUUCCAUCGUAGUCGACGACGAAGACCGGCACGGGUCUUCGAGUACCGGUCAGGUCGUCGAGGCCUCAUCGUUCCAGACGGCUGGAGCUGGAUUAUCAGUCCGUCCCGACGACCGGGCGGCGGCGGCUGCGCAUGAUGAUCAUGGCGUCGUGCCUGCCUUUGUGGUUGUGGCGAGUAAUAUAAUCGAGCUGAAGAUCAAGACCAAGGAGGUGGUGCUGAAGGUGCUGAAGAAGUGCCCGUCGACGGCGAGCAUCUUCUUCCUCAGCGCGCUGAACGGCAGCCAACAAGCCGGCGGAGAGGAAAAGGUACGGCAAGAGGAGGAGGAGGAGGAGGAUUGUGACGUCGGCAUGGACGGCGACGUGACGAUGAGUCGGGAGGAGCUGUUUGCCAACACGGAGAGGUUCAUCGGCAACUUCCGCAAGGAGCUCAGCAUGCAGAUACAGUAGCCCCCGGAAGCUAGCGUAGAUAUUUUUUGCUUAGCUUUUCUUAUUUUUCUCUGGUUCAUGGUCAGGAGUAUGUUUAGCGGGACACUUAGUCCGUGAUCACUUGUGUAACCCCUGUUCAUAGGCUUAGGAUUUUCGGUGUGCUUAGGUUUUCGAAUGACAUAAUCAUACUAGUCUCUCAAUUAUGUCCGGCAAUCUCUGAACAAAGUGAAUGCAGCUGGUGGCAAAGCCCAACAACAUAUUUUUCAAUAGACUUUGCUUCUUCA